Molecule: messenger RNA, 687 nt
Organism: Mesocestoides corti
Lineage: Eukaryota; Metazoa; Platyhelminthes; Cestoda; Cyclophyllidea; Mesocestoididae
Source: the annotation of a GenBank genome assembly
AUGUUGGUUUUAGCGUGGAGGUCCUUGUUUAUUCAAUGGAAAGAUACACCAAAUCCUAAUAGUCGCAAGUUUAUCCCUGGCACUACUGUACUUACUAAUGGCACACUGGAUUUCCAAAACAAACAAAGCACAACCAACUCUCCAUUAGCAAGGCAUCUUUUUCACAUAUCGGGUGUUGUAGGUGUUUUCCUUGGCCCUGAUUUUGUGACCGUUACAAAAAGUGCUGAUGCCGAUUGGAGUACAAUGAGCCCCGAUAUAUUCUCUUGCCUGAUGGACUUUUUCACUGCAGGGACACCGGUUCUUGACGAGUCCUCUGAACAGAAUGGGCUUUCUGAUAGCAACAAUGACGAUGAGGAAGACUGCACUGUUACCAUGAUAAAAGAGCUUCUUGAUAGCCGCAUUAGGCCGACUGUUCAGGAGGACGGUGGUGAUAUUAUCUUCGUUGCAUUCAAAGACGGUGUUGUGUAUCUGAAGAUGCAGGGGUCAUGUACAAGUUGCCCCAGUUCAAUUGUUACUUUGAAACACGGUGUUCAGAACAUGCUACAAUUCUACAUCCCUGAGGUUGAGCGUGUGGAACAAAUUGGAGAUGCAGCCGACAUAGCUUCAAUGGAGGCUUUUGCACAGACAGAGGAAGCAUCCACAAAAGCUAAAAAGGAGGAUAGUGAACCCUCAUUGGAGAAGCAGUAG